UGGCAACUCGCCUACAACCCACGCCGCGAUUGUUCUUGUCAAGUCUUUAGAAGCGUUUAAUAAUUUCAUAUCAAUUCACAAUUUGUCAAACAUUAAGAAUGGACGUGAGGCCCAACAGCACGAUUUACAUAAACAAUCUAAAUGAAAAAGUCAAGAAAGAAGAGUUGAAGAAAUCAUUGUAUGCAAUCUUUUCACAAUUUGGACAAAUUCUCGACAUUGUGGCACUGAAAACAUUGAAAAUGCGUGGACAGGCAUUUGUUAUUUUUAAGGAAAUAACUUCAGCCACUAAUGCCCUCCGAGGGAUGCAAGGAUUUCCCUUUUAUGAUAAACCGAUGCGCAUACAAUAUGCCAAAACAGAUUCUGAUGUAAUUGCGAAGAUGAAAGGAACAUUUCAGGAACGUCCUGCAAAACCAAAACCUGAAGGAGAACCAAAGAAAAAGAAGAAGAAGGAAAGUAAACAACAAGUGGUUGUUCCUGGUAGUUUUGGUGGCCCUGCUACUUAUGGAUAUCCAGCAGUUGGAGGGGCUGGAGUGCCUGAACAACCACCUAAUCAAAUUUUGUUCUUGACUAAUCUACCAGAAGAAACCAAUGAAAUGAUGUUGUCCAUGUUAUUCACACAAUUCCCUGGUUUCAAAGAAGUCCGUUUGGUUCCUGGCCGACAUGACAUCGCAUUCGUGGAAUUUGAAAAUGAAGUACAAGCUGCUGGAGCUCGAGAAUCCUUGCAGGGUUUCAAAAUCACUCCAACACACUCAAUGAAAAUUUCCUUUGCCAAAAAGUGAUUCCUGCAUUUAUUGAGUCAACUUUUGGAAAGCUUUCUGUUAAAUUGACUGAUUUAUGCAAAUACAUGCAUUGCACCCAUUGCUUCUUCUGACCGAAGAGCAUUGCACAAAUGGGCAUCACAUCUGUGAUACCUUUUAAAA
Messenger RNA from Daphnia magna, 920 nucleotides. It is a transcript of the gene snf, whose product is annotated as U1 small nuclear ribonucleoprotein A. Gene Ontology annotation, cellular component: U1 snRNP. Gene Ontology annotation, molecular function: U1 snRNA binding. The record is from RefSeq and is a predicted model, not a curated record. The transcript is spliced from 4 exons. NCBI's taxonomy places the organism in Eukaryota, Metazoa, Arthropoda, Branchiopoda, Diplostraca, Daphniidae. The coding region runs from base 99 to 779 and encodes 226 amino acids. Gene Ontology annotation, biological process: mRNA splicing, via spliceosome.